AUGCACCGUCAUUCGCAGGCGGUCCUGGCACCCCGCGCUGCCAACAACUUGAGUGAGUUCCGCGCACGUUACCCGAUGGACGACCGUGCCUUUGGUGUCCUGGAGCGCACCUCCUCCGGAGUGCAGUCCACCGUCCUGGCGGACUUCCGGCCUCGCCGCGAGGGGGAGGACGACUACUCAGCCCUGGUCAUGGGCUUCAUCCGUUCCAUUGAAGCACGGACUGGCACCGGCCUUCCACGAGACCGUGGCAGCCGUGGCUAUCGGAGAGAAGAUGAUGCCUCUUGCAGCUGCAGCGAAAGCGGCUGA
Durusdinium trenchii is the source of this 306-nucleotide messenger RNA. Lineage: Eukaryota; Dinophyceae; Suessiales; Symbiodiniaceae. The record is from the annotation of a GenBank genome assembly.